Messenger RNA from Phaeoacremonium minimum UCRPA7, 378 nucleotides. RefSeq names its product putative maleylacetoacetate isomerase protein. The coding region runs from base 1 to 378 and encodes 125 amino acids. Gene Ontology annotation, cellular component: mitochondrion. Gene Ontology annotation, molecular function: glutathione transferase activity; maleylacetoacetate isomerase activity. The record is from RefSeq and is a predicted model, not a curated record. Gene Ontology annotation, biological process: glutathione metabolic process; L-phenylalanine catabolic process. The transcript has a single exon. Lineage: Eukaryota; Fungi; Ascomycota; Sordariomycetes; Togniniales; Togniniaceae.
AUGCUGUCACGCGCCCGCAUACGCAGCCUGGUGCAAAUCAUUGUUGGUGACGUGCAGCCGAUCACCAACACCAAGGUACAAAAGUUCAUCCGCGGUUUCGGCUACGACUCUGCCAAGUGGACCGCUGAGUGGUAUGCCGUUGGCCUCAGAGCUUACGAGAGCGUAAUCCAUGAUAUUGCUCGUAAAUAUUCGGUUGGGGAUGAUGUGACAAUGGCAGACGCGUGCCUGGCACCUGCCAUUUGGAAUUGUGAGGCAGUCGGUUUAUCUUUGGAUGAAUUCCCCACGGUGAAGAAAGUGUAUGCAGAGUUGAUGCAGCUCGAGGCUUUUCAGAACAGCCAUUGGAAGGCACAGGUUGACUGCCCCGAAGAUCUCAAAUGA